AUGGUUAUUGUCAAAAGGACCCGAGAUAAAAAGUAUGUCUGUCGUGUGCCGAUUGAAGUCCUACAUGAGGAUGGGGGUCACAUCAUGAUUGGUGAGACCAACGCUGGCGAGACGUAUCGUGGGAAGCUCGGUGGAGGGGAGGACAACAUAAACUGCUAGAUGUCCGACAUCACGGUCCCAUAGAGGGAAGGCCCAGUGGCACAGCUGGAGCAGGUGUACAUCGGUGACAGCCAGAUCUGCUUUCUCACUUUGCCUGACAUGCUGACAAACAUGCCCGUGUUAAAGAGCAUGAAGAAUAAAUGCCACGGCUCAGGGGCUGGCCGGGGAAAGGCUGCUAUUCUGAAGGCCCAAGUGGCUUCAAAAGGAAGAGGAUGUAGAAUGGGGUGUGGAAACAUCUUCCAGAAACAAGUUAAAUUUAUCUGUUGA
This is a messenger RNA of Hyaena hyaena (striped hyena), 426 nucleotides long. RefSeq names its product small nuclear ribonucleoprotein Sm D3-like. Gene Ontology annotation, biological process: RNA processing; spliceosomal snRNP assembly. Gene Ontology annotation, molecular function: RNA binding. NCBI's taxonomy places the organism in Eukaryota, Metazoa, Chordata, Mammalia, Carnivora, Hyaenidae. The transcript has 2 exons. The record is from RefSeq and is a predicted model, not a curated record. Gene Ontology annotation, cellular component: U12-type spliceosomal complex; U2 snRNP; SMN-Sm protein complex.